GUUUGGAUCAUUUGCUAGACUUCAACUGGAUCAUCUGGACAAAGGGAUACUGAGAUGGAUAGUAGAAAGAUACGAUCCAUAUAACAAUUGUCUCAACAUACGCCAUCAUUGUUAUUCAUUGGAUGAUAAAGAUAUUGAAAAUGCUUUCGGUGUACCUGCCACUGGUCAAACCAUUCUAUUGGACAACUUAUGCUCGGAUGGGUUGCAAAAAUAUGGAAACUUAUUCACACUUAUCGAUGGACGAGUAGACAUGAAAAGUUUAGUUGAAAGCCUUAAAGCAUGUGAUAAUACGGGUGAUGAAUUUAAGGUUAUGUAUAUGGCCUUGUUGUUUGGCACAGUAUUAUUUCCCAGUUGCCGUCAAAACUUACCGAUACAUUAUUUGAAUCCUUUGGUGGCGAUAAACAACAUUAAAGAACUUAAUUGGGCGAGCCUCAUUUUGGAAGUUCUAAGUGAUGGAAUUAGACAAUGGACAAAAAAAGAACAAACAUAUAUAUGUGGAUCUUUAUUAUUUCUUCAGGUCUUCUUUUUUGCGACUAUACGACCAAAAAUUUCACAGUGUACCAUCAACUUAACAUCCGAACGACCUUUCUUGGAAUUUGUAACGAGGCAAAGGGUCAGUUCUUUGAUGUCUGAUAUAUCAAAAAGUGGAGGAUAUUGGAGUGAGAAUGUAAUUACUCAAUAUAUGUUGUUCGAGUAUCUAUAAUUCUCAAACUCAGUUUAUAAUUCAAUUGUAAUCCAUUUUUCAGGCAUGCACCUUCGUUUUCAAGGAAAGUCCCACGCGUAGUCAGAGAAAUACUUUGUUUAAUGACGUGCAGCAUACAGGUAAAACAAAAGUUGAAACAAAUGUUAAAACAGAAGUCAAAACAAAAGUUAAAACAGAAGUGGGGGUUGCUGAAGUUGCUAGUGAACAUAGGGAUAGAGAUUUUCCGAGUGAUCUACAAAAGUUUAUGAGCAAACAAAAUGAGGAUAGGAGUACUGAGGGUUUCAAAGAGGAUGUGAUUAACCAUUCGCACGACACACGUCAAAGAGAGAAAGUGCAUGAUAACUUUCACACAGGAACCAAAUUAUCGUUAUUAAGUGCACAAGUAACGGGGCAUGAUAAACGAAUAACUGGUAGCGAGAAUCAAAUAGCUCAAUUAAUCAGUAUUAUGGAUAAUUUCUCGAACCGACUUGCAAGCGUAGACCAAGGUGGAUAUCAAACAGUCAACCAGGAAUUAGGAAAUAAGAUUGUCGCUAUGCUUCAGAAUUUAGAGGCCACUCUUCCGCAACUAAUACGAGAUGCAUUGGACGAAGUCAUGUUUAAGACAAAUAAGCAACAAAAAUCAUUAAACGUCAAUAUCGAAAGUCCAAACAUGGUCGAAUCUGUUUUUGAAAUGACUAAAAACAAUACAAUCGACCUUACUUCAUAUGAUGCUGAACAACCAGUUGCAGCGAAACAAGAAGAAGCCCCAAUCAGCCCAGAAGAACAUGAAGAUGUCAUAAUUGACUACUUGUUUAAUCCAAACUUGGAUCAAAGAAUGUCGGUAAUAAAGUUUGAAGCAAUUGGAUGUAAUAGGAACGACCUAUUGUGCUUGAAGCCUGAGACAUUCUUAAACGGGACUGUGAUAGAUUGUGUGGCACAUAUGCUCACACAAAAGGCCAAAGAAAAUUUCGCGGAGAAUAAGUUGUUCCUGCCAGCACAAUUUGCUCAACUUUGCUUGGCCGGAAAAACAAUAAUUAAUGACGACAAGAUCAUACCGUUCCUGCGAUAUUUGACAAAUGAAGUGGAGGAUGAUUGUCAGAUAUAUUUGCCAAUUAAUGAUCACAAGGGGCAUUGGUUCCUUGGUAUUGUCGAUUUAGAGAUGAAACAUGUCCUUAUUUGUGAUACACUUCUAUCAGAUGCAACAAAGGACUACAGAAGAAAUUUAUUGUAUGAAGUGAUUACUCGGAUGGAGUGUUUGUUCGAAAAAUUGAUGCCAUGCAAAUACCGUAUAAAGAGCAUACAAGAUAAAUUUGAAUGCGAUUACCCAACAUGGGUUCCUAAACAACCGAAUUUCUAUGAUUGCGGAGUGUAUGUUUGUAUGAUGAUGAUGUUUGAUAGAGGAAUACAACAACUAUCAGAGAGUCAAUCUGUUGUUGUCCGAGAACGAAUUGCCGUUGCUAUGUAUAAAUGGAAGAAUAAUAAAUUUGCUUGGCCGAGAUAAGAUGUGUUGUGCACAGUGACGAACAUACAAUGAUGUUUGGAUUAAAAUAGCUUGAUAACAAUAUUGGUGGUUUUCUUAUUAUGCUAGUAUUUAGUUGAUAUAUAAUAAUGUGGUUAUUGGUUGACACUGUCAUUGCUAUUACGGAGUAGGUUGCAACUUAUAAUUUUCGAACAAGUUAUAAGUUUUUUUUUCUGCAUUUCUUUUAGCUAUUGAUAGAUAAUUUUCAAACUAGAACUUAUAAUUGGGAAUAAUUUUCAUGCUAUUUUUUUUUUUUUUUUAUGUUUUGAUUUUUUUUCUUCUUCAAUACUAUUCUUUUCUUUCUUUCCCCAAUUGAGCAUGAUAGCUUGUAGUUGGUUUGUUAGCAUUCAACGGUCUACAAUGUGCAAUUAUGUUGAGUUUGUUUAGAGUCUUGAUUCAAUGAUCUGUUUCGUGAUGCAAUGAAUGUUUAAGAAUUAUGAUAUUUUGCGUGCUUAUUA
Molecule: messenger RNA, 2659 nt
Organism: Erythranthe guttata (spotted monkey flower)
Lineage: Eukaryota; Viridiplantae; Streptophyta; Magnoliopsida; Lamiales; Phrymaceae
Source: RefSeq, a predicted model, not a curated record